Grus americana (Whooping crane) is the source of this 2838-nucleotide messenger RNA. It is a transcript of the gene TRAF3IP3, whose product is annotated as TRAF3 interacting protein 3. NCBI's taxonomy places the organism in Eukaryota, Metazoa, Chordata, Aves, Gruiformes, Gruidae. The record is from RefSeq and is a predicted model, not a curated record. The coding region runs from base 292 to 2070 and encodes 592 amino acids. The transcript has 16 exons.
AAGCUGGAGACUUUGGGGUUCUAAGAUAACCCAAACCCCGCCGCAAGCCGGGCGUCUGCGCCCCGCAGCUGGGCUGCGAGCAGAGACAGGAACCGGGGCUCGGCUGUGGCUGCAACAUUUCCUGUUUUACAGAGCAAGAAAAAAGAGCGAGAGCAGCAAAAUGAGGUGCUUGGCACGAAGAUGGCAGUUGGAGCGUGUUCGCGCCCGAUAACCCCCUGCUCACCCCACUUCUCCGUGGCAGUUCAGGGGUAGGACGGGACCCUCGGGCCAGGACAGAGGACCCCAGAGCGGAUGGGACGGUCACAGACUGGCAGAGCUGCAUCCAACAUGAUCAGCCAGCCCGAGAAGGCACGGCCGCAGUACAGGCGCGCAAACGAGAGCUACGAUGAGAAAUGCGAGCGGCGGCACGAGACGCGGGAGAACCUGCGACGGCGAAACAACAUGACAACCUGCCGCCGCUCCGGGAGGGGAGCGGAGGAGCCGUCGCAGAGCCCCCGGCAAAGGGAGUUCCUGAGGAGGAGAAACCUGGCAAGCGAUGCUGGAAGCACACUGCUGGGCCGGGAGCCCGAAGCACGUGUCCCCCUGGACCCCUCCUCACCGGUGGAGCCCAGAUCGCCCGUCCUGCUCCAGCACCCAUGGAGCUGCCCCACAUUCUUCCCUGCACACUCCCCACUCGGCCUCGGCGACCCUCUCAGCAUUUCGGCAGGAGCCAUGCCCAGGCGAGGUGCCUCCGUGAACACCCAAGGAACCCAGACCCUUACACAUCCAAGCGCAGGAGUGAAAGACUCGAGCCAGCAAACAGAUUGUGGAAUAGCAGUUUUAAAUAAGGAAAUGGUGCAGCUGUCCAACUACCUGAAGGAAGCCCUGCACCGCGAGCUGCUCCUCAAGCAGAAGAUGGUCAUUUUGCAGGAGCUUUUCUCCACGUUGCUGCAAGCGUCAGAAAAAUCCUGGCAGGGUCAGCUGAAUGAAGAUAAACUGAAGUGUAAUCUAAGAGCACUUGAAAAUCAGCUGCAGGCCUGUACCCAGAGUUACUCAAAGGAGUGUGUGAAGAAGAUCCUGAUAGAGAUGGAGGACCAGAAGCAGACCUAUGAGCAGAAGGCAAAAGAGGCUCUUCAGAAGAUGCUGGAGGACAAACUCCAAACAGAGCAGCAGCUGCAAAACUCUCAAAGGAGCCUGGCAGCGAUGAGAGAGGACCUCACCUUCUGGAAAGAGCGCUACACCACACUCAAAGAGGAGAUGACCAAGUUGACCGCGGUGCACACCGAGCUCGAGAACAGCUUCCAUGUUUUGCAAAGCAAACUGCAGCAAGCGGACAUGCAGAACGAGCAGCUCCAGCAGGCCCUGUGCAGCCUGCAGAACGAGCACGCCGCGCUCCACCGGCGAGCCAGCGCCUUGCGGGAGGACAACGACCUGAAGGCAGAGCACAUCAGCGCCAUCGAAGAGAAAUUGCAAAAAGAACAAAAUCAGAAGGUAACACUGGAGGCAACGAUCAGCUAUUUGCACAACUUGAUACAGAACCAGACCAACGAACAGAGGACCCAGGAGGUGACGGUGCAAAGGAAAGACCAGGUUUUCACUACGCAGACCCCACCUCUCACUCCUGCCAAGGAAAAACAAAACACUCUCUUAGAGCACCCUGAGGAGGAGGGAGAAGAAAGUCUGAAGGAGGAGAUGCAGAAAAGGACAUCCCAGCUUACAGCAAAGGAGAACGAGGUACAUAUGGGCAUACAGGGAGCAGACGUGAAAAUCCCCCGUCACUGCAGCGCUCAUGCACGGGUGAAGCACUGCAGCCGCUGCGGGAGCCCUGCCACUCUGGGUGCGUACAAGAGUGAGGGGAUCCCUCCUGCUAACGGCCCCUCGCUCUGCUUGCAGUGCACGGAGCUGCGCUCGGAGCUGGAGGCCCUGAGCGAGGAGUACCGCUCCUGCCUGACCAGGCUGCGCCAGUGCCGGGACGAGCUCAACCACUUCCAGGGCAAGCAGGCAAAGAGACAGCGCAGUCACUGGGUCCCUCUCCUGGUGGCAGUGAUAGCAAUGGCCAUAGCCACCUUCCUCACAAGUUACAGACCAUGAAGGACCUUCUCGAUGACCCAUCUCACUGCAGGAACUGACUUCUGCUUCACCAGCAGCAACGCGCCCUCACCGCAGUGCACAUCUGCUGUUUUGUACUUACCUGUUCGGUUCAUAACGUGAGCUGAUGUCACUCCAGACAAACUCCCGCGGCUCAAAUAAACGCUGGGAGAUCACUCCUUCCCUCGGCUGCUUUGGUUAUUUCACGUCAGUUGAAGGUUGUGCUGCCCACUUCCUGUGGCACUGAGGGACAAAGCUGCUCCAGCCACCGCUGCUGGGGUUCGUGCCAGGCGGGAAGGACGAGGAAUCCCGUGCCCUUGGGAUCCAGCCUCCCCGGUUUUCAUGCCCAGCGGCUGAGAGGACUACACAAUCCUCUUCCUCUAUUUAUUGCCUCCCCAAAAUAGGAGGUAUGUGACCCCAGCCAAUCUCUACUGGCACCUGACAAAGAAACCCAGCUCAGGGAGGCUUCUUAGCACAGCCCCCUCAUACUCGCCCUGUGCAGUGCCUGUCCUGAGCGAUCUUCCCACCUCCUGCCCGCUGGGCCCAGUUCACCCACCGCUCUGUGGGCCUGUCUCAUGACCAAGCGUCCCCACAGCCACAGCCGCUUCCCCUUCACUCCAGCACCACAUUAAUUUGACAGAUGGGGGGGUUUAAGCCCCUUUCAGAGCUGUACUGUACAGGUUUUACGGUAGCACCUACCCCUCGUUCAAGCAUAGGCUCAGCUACAAGACAGUGUGUUACACCACCUCACAUGAGUAGUAAAUAUGAUAU